This is a messenger RNA of Paecilomyces variotii, 1010 nucleotides long. Its product is annotated as t-SNARE. NCBI's taxonomy places the organism in Eukaryota, Fungi, Ascomycota, Eurotiomycetes, Eurotiales, Thermoascaceae. Gene Ontology annotation, biological process: Golgi to vacuole transport; intracellular protein transport; vesicle fusion. The coding region runs from base 141 to 899 and encodes 252 amino acids. The record is from RefSeq and is a predicted model, not a curated record. The transcript has 3 exons. Gene Ontology annotation, molecular function: SNARE binding; SNAP receptor activity. Gene Ontology annotation, cellular component: membrane; endomembrane system; SNARE complex.
CCAAGGCCAGCGUGGUUGUCGCAACCGAGUCCGGGGGAUUCUCAUCAUCAACCGCAAGUAGUCGAGAAACAACUAUCGCCUCCAACAGACGAGCACAAAAGCAAUGGCAGCUCGAGUAUAGAAAUAACACCUGCGCGACCAUGACGGACCCAAGCCAAAUGGACCCUUUCCUCCAGGUCCAAGCAGAUGUCCUGGCGACGCUGCAGACCACUCGUCCCCUAUUUUCUUCUUACCUUCGUAUCCGCUCCCUCGCGACCUCACCUUCAAAUCCGGAACUGCAGCAAGCACGGUCGGAACUCGAGUCUACGCUUCAGGACCUCACUGCAGAUCUGAGCGAUCUAGUUGAGAGCGUCCGCGCCGUUGAACACGAUCCUUACAGAUAUGGCCUUGAGUUGGACGAAGUGCAGCGUCGACGGCAGCUGGUGGAAGAUGUUGGGUCAGAGGUUGAGAAGAUGAGAGAGGAGUUGGAAAAGGCAGUAACUAGCGGUGCUGGGAAAGGAAGAGGUGCUGGAUCGGAACUCCCGAAUCCAUCAGAUUUCGACAACCUGUUAUCCCCCGAUGCUUCAGGAGAGGGAAGAGGAGAAGAUUAUUAUUCAUCCAUGGAACAGCAGCGGCAGCUCGAGCUCAUGCAAGAGCAAGAUGAGCAGUUGGAUGGUGUUUUCCGCACGGUUGGAAACCUGCGACAGCAGGCCGACGAUAUGGGCAGGGAGCUCGAGGAGCAAGGAGUCAUGCUCGAUGAAGUGGAUACGCUGGCCGAUCGCGUUGGAGGAAAGCUACAGAAUGGACUGAGAAGGGUUAAACACAUCGUGAGGAAGAACGAGGAUACAAUGUCUUCCUUUUGCAUAGCCGUCCUGAUCUUCGUGCUCAUACUAUUACUCAUCUUGGUGAUUGUCAUGUAAUAUACAACGGAAAACAAAGGGGGGUUAACGACUUUUCAACGACGAGGGGGUAUUCUUUCAAGGGCGGAAACGAUUCAGUUGCGAGCCUUCUUGCGAGGUCGCUCCUCCUCA